Cyclocybe aegerita is the source of this 1362-nucleotide messenger RNA. The record is from the annotation of a GenBank genome assembly. Lineage: Eukaryota; Fungi; Basidiomycota; Agaricomycetes; Agaricales; Hemipholiotaceae.
AUGUGCUGUGACUUUGCAGCUGAUUUCCCUACACCCUUUAGCUUUGUGUCCACAAACCACUUGCCAGACACAUCAUCCAUGGAAUGGGAGCGUGAUGUUGCGUGUGGUAUCGCUCGCGAAUCGGUUCCUGACGACACAUUUCAAGGGUGUAGGCCACUUGUUCGGAUUCAUGACGCCGCUCGCGAUAUUUCAACUUGUCAACGUGAAGAAAUGUGGCCCACCUGGCUGCUCGACGAGAUCGAGACUUCCCAUGAUAGAAUGCGUACCGCUGAUCCGCGUGAACUGAAUAUAUUCAGGAAAGUUUACACAGAUGCAUGCAUUGUGCGAGCACUGGCGCUGUCUCUGAACAAGUGUUAUGUUGAAGCCGUCUCUUCUCUUGAUCACGCCAUCGUCAUUGCUGGACCAUUUGGAGCCGGGCGAUUGGAACUCAUCGUAAACCUUAUCCAAAGAAUCCAAGUACACAUCCCAAGACCAUUUCACAAGAUUGACAACGCAUUUGUCGCGCCCUCGCACUUCUCCGCUACUAGUAGUCUGAAGUGUACAAUUCCUUGCCUACCAUCUCCCCCUUCCUUCAUCGCGUUUCAAUCCCCUUACUCGCGUAGCCCCUUCGUCUUGCGAAAUUAUGCAGCAGAGUGGCCUGCGUUGCAGGAACACCCUUGGAAAUCCAUUGCUUAUCUCCGUUCUGUAGCUGGUCCAGGUAGAGUCGUUCCUGUCGAAGUGGGAAGCGACUACCGCUCAGACGACUGGGAACAAAAGCUGAUGCCAUGGGACGAUUUCCUGUCUUAUCUCGACUCAGAAAGGCAACCAACCACGGAAGGCGCGUCGGAUAUACUAUAUCUGGCGCAACACAACCUCAUGAGACAAUUCCCUCUCCUCCGCGAGGACAUCGUUGUCCCUGACUAUGUUUACGCUUCAUCCGCCACACCUGCUGGCUAUCCUGGCUACAGCCCCCCUUCAAAUGAAGAGCAACUUCUGUUGAAUACAUGGUUAGGACCCAGUGGCACUGUUUCUCCUGCACAUAUCGAUCCUUAUUACAACAUAUAUGUCCAGGUUUCAGGCCGUAAGUCAGUGUGGUUAGCUCCACCCACGGUGUCUUCAUACAUGUACUCGUUCUCGGCCGUCUCAUACAGCGAGCCAGAUCACCCAGUGGCAGGACACUUUCCGAGUUCGACCAUGGCAAACACGUCGCGUAUUGAUGUAUUCUCAGAGGAUCAAAACGGCUUCCCGGACUUUGAAAAGAACGUUGUUCCGGUGUCUAUGACUGCCACUCUCGAUCCCGGAGACAUGCUUUUCUUCCCGCCUGGUUGGUGGCACGCUAUGAGAAGUGAGACCACGAGCUUCUCGCUUUCUAUGUGGUUCUAG